Messenger RNA from Tachyglossus aculeatus (Australian echidna), 4210 nucleotides. RefSeq names its product neuregulin 3 (gene NRG3). The record is from RefSeq and is a predicted model, not a curated record. The transcript is spliced from 9 exons. Gene Ontology annotation, biological process: animal organ development; nervous system development; intracellular signal transduction. The coding region runs from base 1 to 2112 and encodes 703 amino acids. Lineage: Eukaryota; Metazoa; Chordata; Mammalia; Monotremata; Tachyglossidae. Gene Ontology annotation, molecular function: chemorepellent activity.
AUGAGUGAGGGGGCUGCCGCCUGCGCCCCCGAGGACGGGGGCUCCGGGGGCUCCGGGGGAGCCGGGGGCUCAGGGGGAGCCGGGGGUCCCGGGGGAGCCGGGGGUCCCGGGGAGCCGGCGGCCGGGGCAGAGCCCCCUCGGCAGGAGGUGCCCUGCUGCUGCGGCGGGGGGCUGGUGUGGCCCCGGCAGCAGAGCUGGCUGUGCGCGCUGCCCCUGCUGAUGGGCGCCGUGGGCCUGGGGCUCAGCCUCAUGCUGCUCCAGUGGAUCGUGGCCGGCUCCGCCCCGGACUUCGUGCCCACCGACCUCCGCGGCUCCAAGGGCCUGGGCCAGGACCCCUUCUUCCUCUCCAAGCCCAGCGCCUUCCCCAAGGCCAUGGAGACCUCCACGGCCGUCACGGCCCCCGCCGCCGCCGCCUCCGCCGCCACCGCCACGGCCGCCUCCUCCAGGACGCCCAACCGGAUCAGCACCCGCCUCAGCCCCGCCACGCGGGCGCCCACCCGCUUCCCCGGGCACCGCGUGCCCAUCCGGGCCGGGCCCCGCUCCACCCCGGCCAGGCACCCGGGCGCGCCCCCGACGGCGCCCUCGGCCACCAGCCCGUCCGGGGCCGCCGGGCCCCAGGGCUCCCGUCCCCCCCGGCCUGCCCCCCCGGGCACCCAGCCGAUGCCCAGCUGGCCCACUGCGGCAUACGCUACCUCCUCCUACCUCCACGACUCCACUCCCGCCUGGACCCUGGCCCCCUCCCAGGAUACCCCCACCGCCUCCUCUUCCUCCUCCUCCUCCUCCUCCUCCUCGCCCUCCACUACUUCCACCGCCUCACCGGAGACCAGCACCAGACCCAAAUUCCAGACGACUACAUAUUCCACCGAGCGUUCAGAGCACUUUAAGCCGUGCAAAGACAAGGAUCUUGCAUACUGUUUGAACGACGGAGAAUGCUUUGUGAUCGAGACCUUGACUGGAUCCCACAAACACUGCCGAUGCAAAGAAGGCUACCAAGGAGUUCGCUGUGACCAGUUUUUGCCGAAAACAGAUUCAAUCUUAUCGGAUCCAACUGACCAUCUGGGGAUUGAAUUUAUGGAGAGUGAAGAAGUUUACCAGCGGCAGGUGCUCUCGAUUUCCUGUAUCAUCUUUGGAAUUAUCCUGGUGGGCGUGUUCUGUGCAGCAUUCUACUUCAAAAGCAAGAAACAGACUAAAGAAAUCCAGGGGCAGUUGAAAGAAACGCAGGACCCCAAAAAUUACAGCCUCAAUGCCUCCACUGUGAUUGGCAAACGGGAGAGCACAGUUCAAAGCCAGAUCCAGCUGCAAAAUUAUUCAAAAACAGAAAGGCAUCCUGGUCAUUCAAUGGAUAAAAUGAUGGAAUCGAGUUUUGCAGAUUCUCAGUCUUUCCCAGAAGUCUCUUCUCCUGACAGAGGGAAUCAAUCCAUCAAGCCACACAGGAGUCUGUCCUCCUGCUGCAGUCCAGGGCAAAGGAGUGGAAUGCUACACAGGAAUGGCUUCCGAAGGACCCCACCUUUGCCCCGAGGAAGGCUCAGUGGAAUUGGGGGGCCAGCAUAUCAACAGCUGGAAGAGUCAAGGAUCACAGAGCAGGACACAAUACCUUGCCAAGGGUAUUCGUGCAGCGGUUUAAAAAAUCCACAAAAAGCAUUGAUAAAUAUGCAACUGCCUUCAAGAGAGACAAAACCCCAUCUUACUAACUUGGAACAGAAGGACCUGGUGGCAUAUUCUUCCACGAGGGCCAGCUCCGUCCCCAUCAUCCCUUCUAUGAGCCUGGAUGAAAGUUGCAUACAAAUGCAAAGUGUUCCGGAAGGACCAGGCCUCAAGUGGUGCAAAAACUCCUAUUCUGCUGAACUCGUCCACGUGAGCCUCCCGGGCAGCAGUUGUCUUCUAGUCGAACCCCAGGAAGUGAAAAUUUUGUUAGAAACUGUCCAGGAGCAGAUUCGAAUUCUGACUGGCGGGAGGAGGUCAGAGGACUAUGAACUGGCUAGUGUAGAGACAGAGGAUGGUGCCAGUGAAAAUACCGCCUUUCUACCCAUGAGCCCUGCAGCAAAAUCAGAACGAGAGGCACAGUUUGUCUUACGAAAUGAAACGCAAAGAGACUCGGCGUUGACCAAGUGACUUGGGAAUACGGAUCUGUGCGUGUUGGAUGCUUGGUGAAACAGGAAGGAGAGGAAAUUCAAUACAAAUUAUUUAUAUGCAUUAAUUUAAGAGCAUCUACUUAGAAGAAACCAAAUAGUCUCUCACCCUCAUAUCAUAGUGUUUUUAAAAGAAAUAUUUUUUUAAAAGGAAAGAACAGUUCCAGGAAGGAUAGGGCUUACAUCAAGAGCUUCUGUGUAGGAUUCUGGAUACGAUUCCAGUUAAUCAUGGGACUGUCCUGUUGGUGUCAAGCAGUUUGGGCUAUGCAUCACCUAGUCCCAAAGGCUAGAACAGACCCCCUAGGUUCCUAUGGGGAGCCAAGUCGACUAAAGCUGAAAAAACCUGCUGUUGCGCAGAUCUCAGCUUCGUGGCUGAGGUAAGCCCAGCCCCAACUCCUGUUAACUCAGUAGCCAAAUCCCAGAGCCCUUACAGUCAUCGAGAAGUGCUGGUCCCUGCCCGAGUUUAGGAGAAGAUCUCUACGCCCUGAAACUUUGAAACUCUGCGUGAGUAAGAGAUGCAGUGACCCCAUUUUUUUGCAUUCUGUAAUGUCCCUUUACCCAUCACAGAAGGAAGUUAGAGCUUUAGAAAAGGAGGUAGAGCAGCAGAAGCUCGGUUUGGGAUUGUGGAAUCCAGGAACAUGAUACUUGGUCACCAAAAUCACAGAUUUUCAAAAUGUCAUCCUUUUUAGGUGUUUGUGAGCUCCAAAAGAGGACUUCUAAGUCUGUGUGUGUGCUUGGAUGUGUGUGUGUGUGUGUGUGUGUGUGUGUGUGUGUGCUUGAUCUCUUAAGUUUAGUAUUAUUUAUCUGGGACUACUCCGUGCUCUAUAUUAUCAAUAUCCAGUUAUGCCUGUUUCUCUCUGUUGAGCCCUGAUUGGUUUCCACUAUUUAUUUCUUCAUUAACUUUCUUCAACCAUGAUGUAUGCUUGUCUCUUUUUGUGGGGAUGAGGGUGCUUGCUAAGUGGAGUACCCUGAAGUUCAUAGUUCACAUGAUGAUUUGAUAUUUUCUGCUGCAAUUAACUCCUAAACCACACCAAACACACACCACCUCUACUCCCCCCAUAAAAGGUCUCAUUCAGAGAGUAUUCCCCUUGGUUUCUAUUUUGGAAUGUCUGUUUAAAUGAUUUGCACCACCUGAUUGGAAAAGUUGAUAAUGACCAAAUAAUCUUCCCAUGUAUAUUGCCGGAAGACUGAAAUUAAUUCUGUAACUAGUCUGUGUGAACAUGAAAACAUACUUUGCUGCUCAGGCGAGCAAGAAAAGUGUGAGUUACUGGAACCAUCCUAGACUCUGGUUGAUUAAUCCAGAGAGAGAUCCCCUCAAAUAUCUUGCUAGAUUGGUCCAAGGCUGUUGUAUGUUCAGUCGGAAUAAAGCAAUAUUUUGACCACUGUUAAAUGAAUUGAAACAUUUGCUGAAGGUUUAUGUCUUUUUUUUUGGAGGGAAAAAUAAGUUAGUUUUCUCUUAGCAGGUCUAUUUUUGAUGCAGUUGGCACUGUCUUCUUUACCCAUCUUCUGUGGCUAUAAUCUGUCCUGCAGGUUUUCUGUAAAAUGGGGCAUUUAGCUAAUGGGACAGGAUGUGAGGUUACUUGUGGCCAAAUGGAUGCUCUGCCACUUUCAGAUCUCCAGAACAUGGCCCAGUUAAAAGGGAAGCAUCCUGAGGUGGUCUUAAAGUGAAUUAAACAGGAUUAUUACAAUUACAGUUUCUCAUCCAAAAUAGACACUUCAGUAAAAAGACACUGACUGUUAAACAUCUCCAAAUGAUGUCUGAAUUCCUAACAAUUAGCAUUUUAAAAUAAAUUGUCUGUAUUGAAAACACACUGCAGGAUUUCUCUUACUAUUCAAGCAGUGCCUCUCUCUUAAAAGGAUGCUCUCUUAGGGGACAAGGAAUAACAGAUGAGCGAUGCAUUGAUAAUCAUUGAAAAUGUUGGACUGAAUGGCAGGGGAACAUCAAAAAUAAUGUGAAAACUCAAGUCUGUGUUAGAGAUGCUACUUUGUACUCAGCAAAAAGAUGUGUGACUGUUAUAUGUCAACUGUCCUAUUAAAUUUUCAGCAUGUUUCAAUAGAGAGACAUUAAUAUUAACAUUUUU